CAUCAGCUUGCCAUUCUUCGUCCAACCCACUCACGACUUGCGAUUGUGAAUGCUGCCUCUGCACAGACCUGGUUCAUGCUACAUCACAGUCCGCAUCCAUUCAUCUCCAAUCGAUCUGCGUCGCUCCAAAGUCAUCUACUCAAUAGCUUCCCCACACCACCCCCACCCCCCCGGUUCUCCUGCUCUCUGCACCAGAACAACCUUUCCCGUCCGCCAUGCUUGGUUCGAGAGCCAGCAGCGUGUCGCGCAUGGUCGCCUCCAGCUCCAGAGUGCACGCAAGCAGAGAGCUCCACUCGAGCGCUAGCAAAAAUGCGGUUGCGCCAUUCACAAUGCCUGCCAUGAGUCCUACCAUGACCGAAGGUGGACUGGCCACCUGGAAGGUCAAGGAGGGUCAGCCUUUCAACGCGGGCGAUGUCUUGCUAGAGAUUGAAACGGACAAGGCGACGAUGGAUGUUGAAGCGCCAGAGGAUGGCGUCAUGGCAAAGAUUGUGGUGGGCGAAGGGGAGAAGAAUGUGCAGGUGGGCAGAAUCAUCGCCAUGCUUGCAGAGCAAGGUGAUGACAUUUCGAGCGUAGAGGUACCGUCGCAAGCCACGUCGAGCGAAGCGAUCGGGCAAUCGGAUGCCGCGUCUUCGAGCUCAAAAAGCAGUGUCGUAGAGACAAAAAGACCUCAAAAGACUCCACCGCCAUCACCGUCUAGCUCUUCGCAGCAGUCGACCCAGACCCACGCAUCGAUGCAGCACGACGAGCGAAUCUUUCCAAGCGUUGCGCGUUUGCUGGCCGAGCAUCAUCUGAAGGCAUCAGAGGUCAAGGGGACGGGCGUCAGAGGCAUGCUCACGAAAGGUGACGUCCUCACCCACGUGGGCAUCGCCAACAACCCGAGUGGAUCUGCAAAGUCGACUUCGCUUGGCGUUGCGGCGCUCGGUGGACCUCCGAAGCAAGGUGAUAAGAAGGUGGGCACGCCCGAAGGCAGCAGCGCUAGAACCGCGCCAAGUGAGCCACUGAGCGGCGCGCAAGUCAGGUCUCUAAUUCUUGGUGGUCUAGCUUCUUCCUCCAAAUCGGCUAGAGUCUCCUCCCAAUCCGCCGCACCAAGCCAGGCGUCUAUCCUCGACGACUUGCUUGCCGAUUAUCGCUUUUCCUCCCAACGCGCUAGAUCCUCUCAGCCUGCACCCGCUUCAGCAUCAGACAAGUCCAGGCAAGCAGCUUCGGACGCUCUUGCCGGACUAUUGUAGAGUUGCACCCAUACGUCCAGCCGCACUCCUCACUAGACGCUCUCAAAGCAAAAAUCUCACAGCGACUCAUGGCGCAAUUUCCAAA
Molecule: messenger RNA, 1314 nt
Organism: Ceraceosorus guamensis
Lineage: Eukaryota; Fungi; Basidiomycota; Exobasidiomycetes; Ceraceosorales; Ceraceosoraceae
Product: single hybrid motif-containing protein
Exons: 4
Coding region: 216-1229 (337 amino acids)
Biological process (GO): pyruvate decarboxylation to acetyl-CoA
Cellular component (GO): pyruvate dehydrogenase complex
Molecular function (GO): dihydrolipoyllysine-residue acetyltransferase activity
Source: RefSeq, a predicted model, not a curated record